Messenger RNA from Hevea brasiliensis (rubber tree), 4426 nucleotides. Its product is annotated as kinesin-like protein KIN-7C. NCBI's taxonomy places the organism in Eukaryota, Viridiplantae, Streptophyta, Magnoliopsida, Malpighiales, Euphorbiaceae. The transcript is spliced from 12 exons. Gene Ontology annotation, molecular function: microtubule binding; microtubule motor activity; ATP binding. The record is from RefSeq and is a predicted model, not a curated record. Gene Ontology annotation, biological process: microtubule-based movement. The coding region runs from base 1179 to 4025 and encodes 948 amino acids.
UUUGACCCAAAGAAGCUCUUGACAGCAUCAAUCUUCCACAGGACCGAAGGAGCAGCAGAAAGUAUUGUGUAGAGACAAGACCGCGCUAUGGAAAUCGCUAUGACAUAAGCAACUUAAACUGCUUCUGCAGAGCCUAAAGCAGCUUCAUCUUCAGGAGGAAAUAUAACAAACAAGCAACUUGGGACAAUGUUCAUAAUUCAUUUGAAUUUUGCUUGUUAGUAGAAAUAUUUUAAUAUCUUUAAUAUUGUACUUAGGUUAUUCAGAUUAAAUUAAAUUAAAUAAUAGGGAAUAUUGUCGAGAAUUAGAGGUGAAACUGAAAUGAAUCCUGUAAUAACAUGGCAUCAAUCAAUUAACCAAAUGGUAGCCAUAAAAAAGAGAAGGCACCCCAAUUUUACCCAACGCAGAAUAUUUCAAAAAGAAAUAUUAUAAUUCAAUAAAAAUAAUGUAUUGUAAAUUUAUUUAUUUUUAUUAUUAUUUAAUUUUUAUUAAGAAAAAUAUAUUUUAAAUUUAAUAAUUAAGAAAGUUUUAAAUUAAAUCUUUAUAUUUUUAUUUUUUUUAUUAAAGGCGUUAUUUAGUCUCAAAAUCUGAAUGCAAAACCGGUUAAGACCCGUCCAAGAAAGAUACAGCAAAGGCGUUAAUGCGCGGGAAAAUCGUUAAGUAUAAAACGGCAAGUUGGAUCUUAUUUUUAGUUAGAGGCGUGAGUUUUAUUAUUUGUAACUAAUUCAAGCGAGAGAGAAAAGAGGAGAGAGAGACAGAACAACGGCUCUGUUUCUUUCUUUGCAAUUCUAGUGUUUCAGCCAUUUCUUCUCUCUUCUCUUUCCCUCGUCUUCUCCUCACAGGAACACAGAGAGCGAGGGAGCGAGAGAGAGAAAGAGAGAGAGAGAGAGAGAGAGAGAGAACGGAAAAAGGUUUCUGCCAAAGCUUUUCCUCUUUGUUUGGCUGGUUCGUUUCUGUAAAUUUGUCUUGCAUUUGAUCACCGAAUCAUUUCUCGCAAAUAUUUGAUUUUUUUUCCCCGAAUUGUUGCAAUUGAAAUAGAUAUUUCUUUGUACGUUCAAAAAGGGAUUUUUUUCUUUUCUUUUUGGAGCGAGAACAGGAAAAGAAUUAGAAUUCUCUGCUAUGUUUUUGUAGGAGGAGAAAAGGAGAUUUUAGAGGAUUUUGCUUGUUUGUUUGCGAGGAAAAUGAUCAAGAGAGGACGAGAGGAAAGGAUGAACAUGGGGUGGUCGUCAUUGGGAGGUGACGAGUUGAUGUUUGGGGAUUUACAAGGAUCAAGUGGCCAAGACGAAAGAAUUUUUGUUUCGGUUAGAAUGAGGCCUUUGAACGAGAGAGAAAUUGCGAGAAACGAUGUCUGCGAUUGGGAAUGCAUUAACAGUACCACCAUUAUAUUCAAGAGCAACAUGCCUGACCGCUCCUUGGUCCCUACUGCCUAUACAUUUGACAGAGUAUUUGGGAGUGAAUGCCACACAAAGCAGGUGUACGAGGAAGGAGCCAAAGAAAUUGCUCUUGCUGCAGUUAGCGGCAUUAACUCUAGUAUUUUUGCAUAUGGGCAAACAAGCAGCGGGAAGACAUAUACUAUGAGCGGAGUUACCGAGUAUGCAGUGGCAGAUAUAUAUGAAUACAUGAACCAGCAUAAAGAAAGAGAAUUUGUAUUGAAGUUCUCGGCCUUGGAGAUUUACAAUGAAGCUGUCAGAGAUCUCCUUAGCACAGAUAGUACUCCACUUAGAGUCCUAGAUGAUCCAGAUAAAGGCACUGUAGUCGAGAAGCUUAUAGAGGAGACUUUAAUAGAUAGGAACCACCUUCAGGAGCUCCUCUCUAUUUGUGAAGCUCAAAGGCAAAUAGGAGAAACCUCUCUGAAUGAGAGCAGCUCCAGAUCUCAUCAAAUCAUAAGACUGACAGUAGAAAGCUCUACUCGUGAAUAUUCAGGUGCCGGAAGUUCAAGCACUCUCACAGCUACAGUGAAUUUUGUUGAUCUUGCGGGGAGCGAGCGUGCUUCUCAGACAUUGGCAGCUGGUGCGAGAUUAAAAGAAGGUUCCCACAUAAAUCGCAGUUUACUGACCCUGGGAACGGUAGUUCGCAAAUUGAGCAAGGGAAGAAAUGGACACAUACCUUACAGAGACUCUAAGCUAACACGCAUACUGCAUAACUCCUUGGGAGGCAAUGCCAGAACUGCCAUGAUCUGCACCAUAAGCCCUUCACGCAGUCAUGUUGAGCAGUCAAGAAACACUCUCUUGUUUGCAAGUUGUGCUAAAGAGGUGGCUACUAAUGCACAGGUCAAUGUAGUGAUGUCCGAGAAGGCAUUGGUAAAGCAAUUGCAAAAAGAACUAACUAGGCUGGAAGGUCGGUUAAAGAGCAUGGGAUCAAUUUCUGUCACAGGUGAUACAGCUGCAUUACUGAGAAAGAAGGAACUUCUUAUUGAACAGAUGGACAAAGAGAUUAAAGAAUUAACUUGGCAACGUGAUCUUGCUCAAUCUCGAGCUGAGUGUUUGCUAAGAUCAAUUGGGGAAGAUCGACUUUCAAGAGUAGAUGAAAAUUCAGCAUCAGAGUCCUCAGAAGUGAUCGAUCCUGUGUGUCUUGCAAAAAACAUGGAUUUUGAAGAGGCCAGUUUGCUUGCUCCCACCGCGCAAAUCCUACAAAUUCCAGAUCCUGAAGACAAUUUUCUGCUGGAUGAUAGCACUCCAAAGUUUUUUGGGCCUGAUCCAUGUCAAGGUUGGGAGGAGAUUUCUCAACGAAAUAAUGAAGAAAUUGAAGAUAUCUGCAAGGAAGUUCGAUGCAUUGAGAUGGAGGAAGCCAGUAUAAACAGGAAAACAGAAGGUGAUGUGUCAUUACUUGGUUCUGAAGAACAAGAAGGAAAAUUAGCCACAACAGAAGUGAGGAUUGAAGGUGCAGCACCAUCAACGCAGGAAGAAGAUAAAGAGUUGAGCCAUGAUAAUUCAUACAACUCUCAUGAUGCUCUGAAGCAAAAAAUUCAGGAAUUGUAUGAGACCAUAAACCGUUUAGAACAAUCCGCUUCCAUUGAAGCAGCUGCUUCUAGUUCUAAAGGCUUGACAUGGACUAGAAGCAAAAGUAGGAGAACAGUUCUUAUGACUAUUCCAUCUGAUAUGUGGUAUGAAUCAGAAGAAGAGAAUGAGAACAAACCUCAUACCGAGGACUCUAUCGAAAGACCAUUAGACAUCGAACAAAAGCGCACUGAAUCAGAACAUGAUGCCGAAACUAUAAAUAUGUCUAGGAAAGAUUCUCAAAAUUCCAUCAAUAGUGCUUCCACAGAAGAAGAGAGCAUGAAAGAGAUAGAAGUAGAUGUAGACGACACUACUAGUGUCCUUGAUUUUGUUGCAGGAGUGAACCAAUUGGCUAUACCUCAGUCAGAGGUGCAAAUUAAUUAUGUUCCAGUUCCGGAAGCAUCAACUAGGACUGAUGACUCAAGGAACAGCAGAGAUGCAGGUGCAGAGAGAGGCAAUGGUGCUAGGCAGCAUCAUAACUGGCCCCAAAAAUUCCAAAGAUGCCAGAGAAAGAUAAUUGAACUAUGGGUCAAAUGCAAUGUACCGUUGGUCCACAGAAGCUAUUUUUUUUUGCUCUUCAAAGGCGAUCCUUCAGACAAUGUGUACAUGGAGGUUGAGCUUAGAAGAUUGUACUUUCUGAAGGAUACAUCCGCCCGUGGAACUAACACGAAGAUAGAUACUCAGAUUGUCACACCAUCCUCAAGUUUGAAGGCUCUCAAUCGCGAAAGAGAAUUUUUAGCAAGGCAAUUACAGAAAAAGUUCAUGAAAAGGGAGAGGGAGGAACUUUACUUGAGGUGGGGUAUUGACUUAGACACAAAGCAGAGGAGCCUACAAUUGACGCGCCGUUUAUGGACAGACACAAAAGACUUGAAACAUGUGAGGGAGAGUUCUUUGCUUGUUGCCAAGUUGGUUGGGUUUGUAGAGCCAAGCUAUGCCCCCAAGGAGAUGUUUGGACUCAGUUUCUUAACCCCGUCAACAAGUCAGAAAUCCUCCAGCUGGAGAGACAACAUGUCUGCUCUAUCGCUAUUGUAAGCUUGUGACUGUGGGAGGUAGAAAAGUUUCUUUCUUCCAUGGCUCUUCAUUGCAUAGCUUUAACUUGCAUGGUUGAACGUUCGAGUUCUCUCCAUUGUAAAUUGAACACGGCCUGUGAGCUGACUGUAGUUGCAGAUUUUCUUUUUUCUUUAAUUCAUUGAUUCUGCUGCUUAAAGGCAUUCCUUUGUACAUCCUUCUAUAUAAAUAUAUGUUUAAACCUUCUCAUAGAAUGUUAAUAGAAGCAAAAAUAGGGAAACAUAAAUACAUUUCAGGCGAGAUUGAGAUUUUAUGCUUUUAGGAUGCAUGCCUAGAUUGAAUAUUUGUAUCCAAAGUUAUUAUUCUUCAAUAUGCUAAAAAAAGACAGGAAAAAGUUUAUCUUCCACUUGCACCGUUCAAGAGAU